Leptinotarsa decemlineata (Colorado potato beetle) is the source of this 554-nucleotide messenger RNA. Its product is annotated as RNA-binding protein 1. The record is from RefSeq and is a predicted model, not a curated record. Gene Ontology annotation, molecular function: RNA binding. Lineage: Eukaryota; Metazoa; Arthropoda; Insecta; Coleoptera; Chrysomelidae.
AAUAAUAUAUUCUGUGCUUGGAAUCUUGAAUUUGAAAAGAGAAAAGGAGAGCAGGGUUGAGAAGCCACGCCAUUUUGCGCCAUUUUGUUGGUGUUCAUUUUGGGUAUUUGUGUUUAGUGCAAAUUUCUUCACGAUAUUCAUUCGGUUGCAUCGAGAGAAACGUUUCCUUUACAAUUCUUUAUAAUCACUCAAAAUAUCUAGAAACAGGGGAACUAUGUCUCGUUACCGUGAGUGGGACCUUUCCUGUAAGGUUUAUGUCGGUAACCUUGGGUCUUCUGCUAGUAAACAUGAAAUUGAAAGUGCAUUUGGAAAAUAUGGACCAUUGAGAAAUGUUUGGGUUGCAAGAAACCCUCCAGGCUUUGCAUUCGUUGAAUAUGAAGAUCCAAGAGAUGCUGAAGAUGCAGUCAGGGGAUUGGAUGGAACGCGCUGCUGUGGAUCAAGAGUACGAGUUGAAAUGUCAAAUGGGCGAUCCCGAAGAGGUGGUGGAGGUAGAAGGGGUGGUUCUCGAUAUUCCAGGUUAGUUGAUUUAUAAAAAGUAGUUUAUGUUUUAAGUU